Molecule: messenger RNA, 1755 nt
Organism: Sinocyclocheilus rhinocerous
Lineage: Eukaryota; Metazoa; Chordata; Actinopteri; Cypriniformes; Cyprinidae
Product: membrane progestin receptor alpha-B
Exons: 2
Coding region: 196-1260 (354 amino acids)
Biological process (GO): response to steroid hormone
Cellular component (GO): plasma membrane
Molecular function (GO): nuclear steroid receptor activity; steroid binding
Source: RefSeq, a predicted model, not a curated record
UACUGCAGGGAGCUGACAGGAGCCUCUCCAGCUCAACACAUUUUCACGUAAUAUUUUUUCCAUAAUGACAUUUUCUUUGUUUAGUUACGUUUCCUCAAGACGCAUAUGAAGGCGCGGUUAAAUGCAGUUCACCGACUGAGGGGAUUAUCCUCUUAAAAGAUCUCACACUAGACUGCCGCUUAAUUAGUCCUCACCAUGGCGACGGUUGUGAUGGAGCAGAUUGGGCGGCUGUUCAUCAACGCACAGCAGCUUCGCCAAAUCCCCCGUUUCCUGGAGUCAGCCUUCCCUAAACUGCCGUGUACUGUGAUGGUGAGCGAUGUGCCGUGGGUUUUCCGUGAGUCGCAUAUAUUCACGGGCUACAGGUCGCCUGACCAGAACUGGCGCUACUACUUCCUCACUAUGUUCCAGAGGCAUAAUGAGUCUGUAAAUGUGUGGACACACCUUCUGGCCUCCCUCAUUAUCUUAGUCAAAUUUCAGGAGCUGUCAGAAACCGUGGACUUCCUGCGAGACCCGCACGCCCAGCCGCUGUUCAUCCUGCUCCUAGCUGCCUUCACCUACCUGGUCUGCAGCGCGCUUGCCCACCUGCUCUCGGCCAAGUCUGAGCUCUCCCACUACACCUUUUAUUUUUUGGACUACGUUGGCGUAGCCGCAUACCAGUAUGGCAGUGCCCUGGCCCACUUCUAUUACGUCAUCGAACAAGAAUGGCACGCUCAAGUGCGAAGUUUUUUCUUGCCAGCCGCGGCCUUCCUGGCCUGGCUGUCCUGUACGGGCUGCUGCUACGGCAAGUACGCCAGCCCAAGCUUGCCCAAAUUCGUUCACAAGCUAUUCCAAGUGGUUCCCUCGGGCCUGGCCUACUGUUUAGACAUCAGCCCGGUGCUCCAUCGCAUCUAUAAAUGCUACAGCUCCGAACAAGGCUGUGCUGACCAGGCGGUGGUGUACCACUGCUACCAGGUCGUCUUCUUUUUAAUCAGCGCCUACUUCUUCUCAUACCCCCAUCCUGAGCGCUGGUUCCCGGGACGUUGUGACUUCAUCGGGCAGGGCCAUCAGAUCUUCCACGUGUUCCUUGUGCUCUGCACUCUAGUGCAGAUCGAAGCCGUGCGACUGGAUUAUAGCGAGAGGAGACCUCUCUAUGAAAGUCUCCAUGGAGACUUGGCUCAUGAUGCAGUGGCUCUUUUUAUCUUCACAGCGUGUUGCAGUGCACUCACUGCGUUCUAUGUGCGCAAACGGGUGAAGGAGUAUCUAGAAGAGAAGCAGGAGUAGGCAGGGACCUUGCUUGCACAUGAUGGAAGGAUUGCACUGGUCUACAACAAUUGAAGCAACUAACAAUGAAGGACCUUUUUGUUAUUUUUCAGCGUAUCUUAUAUUUGUCAUUAAUGUUUUUUUUGUGGCCUGCCAAUGCAUUUUGAACCAACUGCUUUCUGUUUACCAAACUGGUGACAUGCUUUAAAACCGCAUCACAUAUGAAGAAUGGCUCUAAAACAAUGGAUUGCCUGCUGAAAGGUGCUGAUCUGUUUGACGAGUGCCAUUACAACCUGUUAAACCUGGUUAACGUGAGAUCUGUGAAGGGAUAUCAGCAUUUUUGCUGACAGGUUGGUUUGCAUACAGGAUAGUUUAGGUUGACUGGAUCAUUGGAAAUGUUCAUAUUUGCAUUGUGCCUCUAAAUCCAACCUCAUUUUGGUGCAGUGUGCUGCUCUUAAAGGGUUAGUUCACCCAAAAAUGAAAAUUGGCUUGUGUUUUACUCACCCUCGAAGCAUC